AUGGGGCGACGUCUUCGUACCACUGUGCCGACUCUUCCCUCUCAGCUAGACCCAGCAUUGCCAGAUGUUGACCAUUUUGCUCAUAAAGAGAGAGAAAAGAGGAAAAUGAAUACUGAAUACUACAACAGGAGACAUCGUGCAAAACCUCUUAGUGAUUUGGUACCAGGAGAGCAUGUAUGGGUCACUGAUACAAAAGAAUCUGGGACUGUGCUGCAGAAUCACACGAGUCCAAGGUCUUAUCUGGUGGAUGUACCUAAAGGUGUGGUGAGACGCAAUAGUCAGCACUUGAUACCCUUACACACACAUGUAAAUGAAGGAGGAGUGGUGGAGCAGCAGGAGUUGCCAGAGACAAACAAUGAACAAGUUUCUACAUCACCUGGGAAAAUACUUAAAAACUUUCCUAUGGCGAGGAGCAAUGCUAUUGUCUUUGACAUAUGCAGCUUUUCAGCCAUUCUGAAGGAAAAUGGAUUGGAGGGAUUUUCAGGCACCACCAUCGCAGAAUGGAUUUGUUUGGUGUUUCACAGCAGUGGCUUUGAUACCUCAGCCCUCAAUGUGGGACCAAGGGCCACCAAUCAUGGGAUCUUCUUGCUAAGCGCUAAGUGGUGGUGUGACGAUUUCAAGACACCACAUGCACGCAACUAUUGCAACGUAAGUUGUGAAGCCCUACGGGAUGUUAACAUUACUGAUGAUAUCCAAUGUGCCAAGAAAGUUGUCGAAAAAAGCAAGGGCUUUGCAGCAUGGGCUGCCUGGAGGAUACACUGUAAAGGACAAGAUCUGAAGAAAUAUAUUGCAGGCUGUGACCUGGAAGAAGUCACCUCUUCACCACCAGUCCCAGAAAAAAUCUUUACUAGUGACCAGAGGCCAAAGACUAUACAUCCAGGAGUAGAUAUUCUGCCUACUCCUUUCCGAGACAUGCACCCUGAAGAACCUACUCUCCCAUUUAAAAAGUGGUCUAAUUCUGAGCGUCCAACCAUGGGUUCUUCAAAGCCUACAGCUUCUAUAAGGGAGUUCCCAAAUACCACCUUCCUGUCUGAGAAUCUUCCAAAAUCUAACAUUUCGGUCAAAGAACCUCCAGGAUUCACCCUUUCAACUCAUAGUCCCUUAAAACCUUCUGUUGCAUUAGGGGAAGUCCUAAAUGUAAUCCCACCCAAGAUUCCUCCAAAACCUAUGGCCUCCAUCAAUGAGACUUCAAACUCCGCCCUCCAAGUAGUUGAUCCCAAAAAAUAUUCAGUCCCAUCACAUAACGAUACAGAACCCAGCAUUUUUUAACCACGCAUAC
Pseudonaja textilis is the source of this 1279-nucleotide messenger RNA. The record is from RefSeq and is a predicted model, not a curated record. NCBI's taxonomy places the organism in Eukaryota, Metazoa, Chordata, Lepidosauria, Squamata, Elapidae.